Molecule: messenger RNA, 7035 nt
Organism: Cladocopium goreaui
Lineage: Eukaryota; Dinophyceae; Suessiales; Symbiodiniaceae
Source: the annotation of a GenBank genome assembly
AUGAACGCCACCGGCAUACUAAUCUCAGCGAUUAGGACUGCCGUAUCUUCCCUCAGGGCCAUUGCCAGUACCCUUGAGGCUGCCAUCAGCGGAUACGAGGCUGCUGCCCAAUCUGCACCUGUUCCCUCUGGCAUUUCACUCCCUUCCGUGGACUUGGAUUUGGAAGGGUCACUACUUUCUGCUUCUUCCGCUGGUUUCCCAUCUCAGGGUCUCUCAGCUUCUCGGGCCUCCAGCCACGACGACGUGGCUCAGCUUAUCACCUCUGCUCCUCCUGCUUGCCAUCAGCUUUGUGUUUCUAUCGGGGCUUCGGCGGAGGAAAGGUCGAGUCGGGUUCAGAGGGCGUGGGAGGCGGGACAUUGGGCUAAGGCCACACUUGAGGGCAUCAUCAACAAACCCAGGCCAACGCCAAAGUUGGCAAACCGGCCAACGGUCUACGUCAUCCUCAAGGCACCGGGCCUGGCUCGCCCUGUCAGGGUGUCUACUGCUGCUGAAUAUUUCAAGAUCAUUCCUCGCUUCACCGAGGGCAGUGAAAGUGUCUCUCACGCUUUCCCCUCCCUGGCAGAGGUUGCCCCCUUCACCCUGCGAGAUGUGAAGACCUUGGACAGAGGCCCUGCGCCCCCCUAUGUCAUCAACCUGCCAACACAGGAGACAGAGGGUGGCAUCACCAUUCCUGCAGUCGAAGCUCUUUGCAUCCCCAUCCUCUCUCGCCAGAAUGGACUUCUCCUGGCACUUCCCAUGGAUACUCUCCCCACGGAGGUCUUAGAAUCUCAGGAGCCUCCUUUGCCUCACGCCCUGAUUGGGCCAGCACGCGAGUUCGUGGUCCAGACAGCCAUGGACGACGAGAAUGGUCAGGAGAGAGAGUUGGAGAUGGAAAUGGGGGUUUUGGUGGUGGACUUCGAUGCAGCAGUCCUCACAUCCUUGCGAAUGUUCGACCCUGUGACAGAAGGAGAUGGCAUCCGGUUUUUCUUGGAAGGAGACAUGGAGGCUUACCCAUCUUCCCAGUCCUUGCUCAAAGCAGUCCAGGCCUGGCUAGAGGAAGCACACGAGGAGAGAGUAGCCUUUUACUCUGGCACAGAUGCAGAGGAGACAGGAGGAGUUCGAAGUAGCUUUGCAGUCUCAGGCAUCACUUCAGCAAUCAGCACCACACCAGAGAGAUUUUGGGGCCCAUCUUCAGAUGCCCCUCCACACAGCAGCCAGAGCAUGCGAGAGGACGAGCCAGCAGAACUUCCAGAGGAGCAGGAGCCCCCCAUAGAAGGAGCCGAUCAGGUGUCUCAGAUGCUGCUUCAGCAACAGCAAGCACUGAAUCUCCUGGUCUCCCAUAUAGCCAACCAGGAUGGGCUUCCAGACCUAGGGUCGACCUCUGCAGGUUCUUCUGCCAUUUCUUUGAAAGGCUCUGCAAGAAGGGAGAAGUUGCAAGCAGAGCUGGCAGCUCGAAAGGGGGGUUUCUUCCUCAAGAUAGCACAGAACGCUUUCCGAAGACUCAAACCCUCAGAUCCUGUUCCAGGAUCGAUCCAGGAGUUCCAGAAGAAGGCCAUCUUCACAAAAUACCUGGAGAGGCAAGGAGGAUACACGGGAUACCAACGAGAUUUGGGGCUGGUUAUGUGGCUUCUUUCACAUGUGGCCGACCAGAUGCUGGCAGGAGAUCAGGCAGGAGCGCAGGAGAUGCUGGCAUUAGCAAUGGUCGCUAUAGAACAAAGCGCCAUGGACGGGGGCAAGUGGGAGGUAGCAUGGAUUUUGUCCCUUCAGGAGGACCCUCCCACUCAGAUCUUCUCCCAUCGUCCCCAGCACACCAAUCCACGCCUUCGGGCGUUUGGCCCCCUAUGCCCGGCAGACUGGGGCGCGACAGCCCUGGCAUAUGUCAAGGAGCUGGACCUGUUGAACACCCGCAGGUCAGAGGCGCUCCCAAAGAAGCCAGGAGGAGGUCUACACAGGCAGGAGGACGAAGGUCAGGAGACAGCCAAGCCAAAGCAACCCCGAUACCCCAGGAGGUUGAUGAAGGCUUUCGGUAGCUCAGAUGAGACAUUUGCAGUCCCGUCGAGUGGCCGAAGAUCUACUUCACUGAUCGCACAGCUGUCAGACCUUUGCGAUUUUGUCACAUGGGAAGGGCUCGCAGGAGCCUCAUAUGAGCGAGGUUUUCAUGGUGCUGCAGGAGGUUUUGAAGCUAUGGCUCGAGUUCCCGUGAAGGUUGAUAGAGCUCCAGAGCUUACUCCAUACAGCAGGCUGCAGCCAGGCAGGCUGAAGAUCACCGGCAGUGGGAGGUGGGACCCUACUGAGUUUCUAGGGGACUCACUUUGGAUGGCGUUUUGCGAGCCUGAAUCUCUGCGGUGGUCUGACUCUUGCGUUUCACAAGACGUGCCAGAUCUUACAAAGGAGAGAUACGAAGAUGUCUUGGAGCUUAUGAAGAUCUGGGACGCAAAAGGAUUGCUUUUUAUUAGAGACAGCAUGCUUGAGGCUGAGGACUCGGGUUUGGCUAUGAGGUUUUUCAAUUGUCACAAGUCUGCUGAAGUUGACAGAAUGAUUGGUGAUCGCAGAGCAAGAAAUUUUGUUGAAGGGCGGCUUCCUGGUGUCUCAAAAUGCCUUCCCCCUGCACUGCUUCUUGCGGAUUUGGAAAUUUUGCCUCUGCACGAGAGGUUCUCGGUCUAUGUAUCGGAUCGAAAGGAUUUCUAUCACCAGUUCAAGGUCAGCCAUCAGCGGGCUGCCACGAAUGUUUUGUGGCCUCCCAUCCGUGCUGCAGAUUUGGCCAAGACGAGAGCCUUUGCAGCCUGGAGCCAAAGAAAUUUGAAAAGGAAGGCCUAUGACAGGAUCAUCCACGGGGACCUUUUUGGUAGCAGUGACAAGACCAUCAACAACAGAAGGCUGGCUGAGGUCCCUGCGCUUUUGCAGGGGUGUUUUGCCAGCAUACCCCAAGGAGACCAUCUUGGGGUCGAGUUUGCAGUUGACAGUCACAGGGGCUUGCUGAAAUCAGUUGGGCUUUUGAAAGACAGUGAUGAGCUGCGCGCAGAUAGGUUCUUCAAGGGUGAUAGAUUGGUUUCAGGGCUUGUCAUUGACGAUUUCUAUACGGUUUCUAUUGAGCCUGCGCCGCUUGAUGCUCGGGCGGAGGACAUCCCUUGGCAAACAGUUGCAGGAACGGAGAUGGCCACCGCUUUGGCGGCUUAUGAGCGGCAAGGCAUUUUGGGAUCCCCUGAGAAAGACAUUGCAGAUGCGUCGAAGGCCAAGAUCACUGGAGCAGAGCUGGACACCUCCCUUCGGGUGAGGAGUCUAGGCUUGGCCACUUUGGCCUCUCCAGCAAACAAGCGCUUGGCUUUGGCGUUUGUGUCACUGCAUUUGUCCAGAUUGAGGUGGACGACGGAUCAGCUACAUCUUUGUUUGAUUGGGGGCUGGGUGCACUCUUUACUAUACCGUAGACCCAUGAUGUCAAUUUUGGCUGACAGUUUUGGUUUGGUUGAGAACGCUGCGGUGGAUUCAGAUGCCCCUGUUUUGCUUCAUCUCCCCAGAGCUGUAGCCCAAGAGCUGGUUUUGUUGUCCUCUCUCAUCCCUUUCAUGGUCACGGAUUUGGCGGCGAAGCUUUCCUCCACUAUUUACGCAACUGAUGCUUCGGAUGCAAAGGGGGCCUAUGUUGAAGCUGAGGUUCCAGAAGCCAUGGCCAGGGCCCUUUGGAGGUCCGGUAGAAAGAAGGGAGGCUAUGUGAGGCUUCUAUCCAGAUCCAGAGCCUUGCUACGAAAGCUGGACCCUGCGUUUGAAGAGACGGCGGAGUUGGAGGAGUCAGAUGCAGGAUCAGUUGAAAGACCUCUAGGCAUGCGUUUUCAUUUUCUUGAGAUUUGUGGCGGAGCUGGGAAAAUAGCGGCUUCCCUCAGUGGGAAAGGCUGGACAGUUGGCCCAGUCAUUGACCUUGACAGGUCAUUGAGUCUGAUCAAGAAAGGCAGUGAGAUGAAAUGCCCAGGGCUUCUUGAGCAGCCUAGAAGAACGAAGAUGAGGCGGCUAUCAGAAUGGCAGUAUUUGCUUAAUGCACUUUUGGCUGAGGAGAUUUGGACGGCAGGUUGCAUGUUUGGAAGUCCUCACAACAAGGAGUUUGUGUUUUUGAUUUGCAAUAUGGAGGCAGAAUUCUUGCACAGGAAGUGUGACAGAUCCCAUCAGCAUGUGCGCAUUGGAGGUCAGUUUGCAAAGCUUUCGGCUGUAUACACAGAUGAGCUGGCCUCAUGCAUUGGCCUAGCUUUUGAUCGCGCUCUUCGACAGAAGUUGAGGCUUGAACGCAUUCAUGACCCCAAGGUGUCAGGCCUCGAGAACCCUUUGUGCAAUGAAGCUUUGUUGAGUUCAAGGUGGAAGGUUGGUGCUGUUUGGAAGUGGCCUAGACCUUUGCACAUCAAUAUCCUUGAGACCCGGGUUGUUCAGACCCUACUCAAGCGCCUUGCUUUGGAAUCCCCCUGCUCCCGUCAAGUCAUUGGCAUGGACUCCAACGUUGGACUUUCAGCCUUGGUGAAGGGUCGAUCUCCGUCAUAUGGCUUGAGACCCUGCGUCAGGAGGAUUGGGGCGACAGUUGUUGCUGGUUGCCUUUACCCUGCGUACCAGUUUGCACCAACAAGAUUGAAUCCCGCCGACCAUCCAACCCGAGACAAUGAGAUCCCGGAGCCUUUGGAAUCUUUUUGGACUUCCCAACCCCUCAAAAACCUCUUGGAUUUUGCAGAGGUAGGUUCUUUGUCUCGGGCGGCAGCCAACUGGAUUCGGCUCUUCUCUGUCCUUCAGAAACGACCUCCUCCUUGGCUGGGGUCUGAAGAGUGCUGGAGAUACGAACGAUAUGCCUUCAAGCACUACCCCUUUCACCUGCAGGUCCCCACGGUCUUUUCCAGCUAUGCUCCCUUGGACUUUGAUCAAACCCUUGGUUUUCCAGGUGAGGGCCCUCCUUGGAUUUUUGGAAUCAUGUCAUUUUCUGAUCCCCCUUCUGCGCUCUUCCAUGUCCUUCCUGGCAUUGCAUUGACUUGGAUUUCUAGCAUUGCCUCUCCACAACUCUUGGCCAGCUUUCUCUGCCUCUGGAUUUUUGCUUGCUUCUUCAUCUUGUCUGUCCGCCAGGUCUCUUCUCGGGGGAGGGGUGCUUUUGGACUUUUUGCUGCUGCGCUUUGGAUUGCUGCCGCGGAGGGAGUGAGCCAUGGCCCACCAUUGAUCCCACGAGAUUCUGGCGACAGGGUGCGAGCUGCAAAUAGAGGCGCGCUGGAACUGCCAGAAGGCAGACCUGUUCUAGGAAAGACGCAAGCUUACAGAGAGAAGUUGCUGGCAGCUUUUGAUGAGUGGUUGAAUCAGGACGGCAUGACUCUCAGUGCAUUGAUAGGUGUGGGGGAACCUGAUAUUGAACUGAUAAAUCUGCAGCUGGAGCGCUACGGUAGGUCCUUGUACCUUGCUGGGAGGCCCUAUGGCCACUACAGUGAAACAAUCAAUGGAGUAGCCAGUCGGAGGCCGAGGAUCAAACGUAUGUUGCAGCCAGCAUGGGAUUUGGCCUACUCCUGGCUUCGACAAGAACCACCUACGCACCACCUUGCAUUGCCAUGGCAGGCGCUUUUGAGUUUGCUGGUAACCGCAUUGUAUUGGGGGUGGAUCAGAGAAGCGGGAAUUUUGGCCCUUUCUUGGGGCGGCCUGACAAGGAUCGGAGAAGCCAUCUCCGCUGUCAGGCGCCAGCUGGUUUUGCCACGUGACGUUGAGUUCACAGCGAGCCACGCUCUUCUGCAGAUUGAUGAACCAAAAACACGUUUCCGGACUGCACGUCACCAGGUUGCGAAACUGGACCAACCACAGCUUUUGGCAUUGGUAGAUUUGGCUUUUCAUCGCCUCAGUCCAGGCAAUGUAAAGAAGCAGAUUACGGAUGGCGCAGCCAUUUUCCCAUGGAUCCUUGCACAGGCACAGAUUCUAGAUAGGAACGCUGAUCUGUUUGCCGGGGUGGCUGGAUCGACCCAGAUCAGCAGGGUCGGGGGUCCCAUGGUGGUCGGCCUGCUGACACCUCAGCGGAAUGCCAUGACCCUGGCAGCCAAGGAGCGGCGAUGUCCACUCCACUUUUUUUGGACUCUACCGCCAGGUCUUACAAGACGGCUUCCUCAAAGCUUUCAGGGGCGGCUCAAGGCAUCUCCCCAUUCCAUCGCAAUGGACCGCUUCUCCUUGUCCCCCGGCGCCGCGCCGGCGCCGCGGAGCUAUGUCUUGGUGGUGUCGGGCACAUUCAACCCACCCCACCGGGGCCAUCUCCGUUUGGGACUCUUCGGGAAAGAACGACUGGAGCGCCUGGGGCACCAGGUGGAGGUUUUCUAUCCCAUGGCCAAGCGCUGCGCCUUUCUGCGCACCUUGCUGAAGGAAACGGCCGAGGCGGAGGCCCAGGCCUACUGCCACGUGCUGGACUACGAAGAGCAGCACGAAGAUUUGUUGGAGUUUUCGCCCAACUACUGGGCGAAGAAGUUGCCGGAAGGCUACCUCCGCACCGUGCCCACCGCCUCGUUGUUGAAGCACUUUGCGAAGCACUCGCCGCUGCUGGGACCCAGGAAGCGCCUGGGGGCCGUCUUCGGGGUGGAUAACCUGGCAGGCAUGUCUUCCUGGAACUCCCCUGGAGAGCUACUGAAGCACACCGACCUCAUUCUGGUGGCUCGGGAAAUGCAAGAGGUCGUGAUCUCGCAGGAUCCACAGGAGAUGUUGGCUGCGCUGAAGCAUUUCUGCCUGGAGGAGCGGGUGAGCGUAAAGUAUCGUGAUCAGGAACUGCUACCCGCAGACUUGGGAAACUUUGAGAACACGAAAAGUUCGGGCAAUGCAAUGCUGUUGCUUCUACCCGCCUUAAAAGGCGACGACGAACACCUCAGCAGCACCUGCCUGCGCCGAAGCAUGAUGGAACUGCUCAAGAAUAUGAAGCUGCACGGCUGUUGCGAGGAGCUGAUGUACAGCAUGCUGCGCAGCACCCUGCAGAGCCCUGGCGCCUUGUCCGAGAGCCACCAGGCCGCCCGGCGCCGGGGCGAGUUCGUGGAGCUUUCGGCGCCAAGUGCCAAGCGCCCCAGGACCGAAGUGGCGGCCUAG